AUGGUCACAAGGAGCGUCCUCUUGGGCCUCGUGGUCCUUGUCUUGCUCUCCUAUGUCCCACCAGGUAGAAGCGGGCCCAAUGCCUACAUACGAAGAGCCUUUGCUACAUGUUGGCGACUACAUGGUAUUUGCAAGCAAAAAUGUUUAAAACCCGAAGAAUAUCAUAUUUUGUGUGAUACUACAUUUCUGUGCUGUGUAAAACCAAAACAGAUGCCUAUACUGACUGGGAAAUAG
Messenger RNA from Cebus imitator (Panamanian white-faced capuchin), 234 nucleotides. RefSeq names its product defensin beta 135 (gene DEFB135). The transcript has 2 exons. NCBI's taxonomy places the organism in Eukaryota, Metazoa, Chordata, Mammalia, Primates, Cebidae. Gene Ontology annotation, cellular component: extracellular region. The record is from RefSeq and is a predicted model, not a curated record. Gene Ontology annotation, biological process: innate immune response. The coding region runs from base 1 to 234 and encodes 77 amino acids.